Messenger RNA from Triplophysa dalaica, 3544 nucleotides. Its product is annotated as protein transport protein Sec24C. Bases 308 to 2926 code for a protein of 872 amino acids. Gene Ontology annotation, molecular function: zinc ion binding; SNARE binding. The transcript has 21 exons. Lineage: Eukaryota; Metazoa; Chordata; Actinopteri; Cypriniformes; Nemacheilidae. Gene Ontology annotation, cellular component: endoplasmic reticulum exit site; COPII vesicle coat. The record is from RefSeq and is a predicted model, not a curated record. Gene Ontology annotation, biological process: intracellular protein transport; COPII-coated vesicle cargo loading; endoplasmic reticulum to Golgi vesicle-mediated transport.
UUUACACAUAGUACGUGAGAUAUAUUCAUUACGUAAACGAAUACGGCGUAUUCUCAAAACAAAAGGGAGAAGUGCAUUUAAAAUAUUUAUAUUUUUACGUUUUUAUGUUUCUCGUGAUUUCGUCUAAGCACUGAAGAAACUGAAGAAAAUGUAGACGAACUAACGGAGACCACAAGAGACAGGAGAGGCUAAGCGCUUUCCGUAUCAAUAACACUAGCAAUCUCUUUAUUAUUUAACAGGACGAUAAAUGCAGCUGACAUCUCCCGACGUGACAUAUCGUACGAGGUAGAUUGAACAAGAUGAUAAAAUGGAUGUUCCUGCAGUAAAUACAAGCUUUACACAUUCACAACCACAGUCAUGGGCCAGACAGAACCACAUGACCCCAACCUGUCAUCCUCCAUAUCACUACCCAUAUAUGAACCCAAAACAUCAGAGCAGCACAGAAGUGAGCUUGGCCUGCUCAGGUGCUCGGCCUCAGUCGCUGCACUGGGACACCUCACAGCAAAGCUACCAGGAUGUGUGUAAUUCUGUUCCUGAGAUUUCAAACAUGAAGACUCAAGGGAUGCCACUGGGAAGCUGCUCAUUACCAACGAGUCCAACAUCAAAUUCCAAGUCAGAGUCUCGAUACGGUCUGGAUCCUCAGCUUCUACCCAGUGUGGUGCAGGUGAUCAAAGAGGACAGGGUCCAGUGGGAAGGGAAAGUGUUUGUUUCGAAGUCCAAAUCCUCCGUUCCCCCUCUCUCCUCAACACGAUGCACCCUGGAGGACAAAGGUAAUGCCACACCUCAUUUCAUCCGCUGCACGACCUACAGCUUCCCUGUAGCUGUUCAGUCAGCGCAGAAGAGCCACCUGCCUCUGGGUGCCACUGUGCACCCGCUGGCCGUGCCUGAGAUAGGAGAGUGCUCAGUGCCAGUGUGUGAAGCAGGGGAUUGUGUUAAGGGCUGUGGGCACUGUGGGGCCUUCAUGAGCCCCGCUAUGAGCUGGCAGGACUGUGGGCAAAGAUUCUACUGUCCCUUCUGUGACAAACUCUCUGAAGUGCCGUGGCAGUCCUAUCAGCCCACCAAUCAGGGCCGCCGUGUAGACUUGGAAAGCAAACCUGAGCUCAGUCUCGGCUCGUAUGAAAUUCUGGAGAAGCAAAUGUCCAAUGCUGCUGUGUUGGUGCUGGCAAUAGAUGUUUCUCACAGCGCGAUGAGGAUGGGGCAUCUAGACCACAUAUCCAAGCAGAUUUGUUCCCAAUUACAGAUUUUGCAAGGGAGUGAAGGAGCCGACCAAUCAAAUCUUCGAAUUGGUUUGAUGACCUAUGACAGUCGGAUCCACCUGUAUAACCUGAGUCCAGCUCUGUCCCGACCCCACAUGAUGAUCAUCACUGACUGUGAGGAGAUGGAACUUCCUGUGACGGAAGGUCUUCUGGUGCCACUGAAAGACUGCAGACACAUAGUUGAAAGAGUUCUACAGGAAAUUGCAUUUUUUAAGCCUAAAUCAGAUGAAAGAUGCGGCUCACAAGAUCUCCCUGUUUCUGCUGCAGUGAAGAUUCUUCAGGCCUCAGAGUCUCCAGGAAAGUUGCUGAUCUUUCAUUCCUCGCCUUUGACUGAAUGCACAGAUGAGAAAAGCUCCUCUGUAUUUUUCAGUUCUAGUAAAUUAAAGUCCAUCUUUCAAGGACCAGACUCUACCACCUCAUUGGCUAAAGAUUGUGUCAAUCAUGGAUGCUGUGUCCACACCUUUGUGUUCUCUCACCAAGAAGUGGGUGGAGCUUGGCCGGGGCACAUCCCCUUUCUGACAGGGGGUGGCCUAAUCUGCUAUAAUAGUCUGCAGUCUGAGAUGGAGCAGGAACGCUUCCAAGCCGAUCUGAGCAGAUGUGUGAACAUGCAGUUGGCCUUCAAAGCUCAGCUCAAGGCCUUCGUCAGUAAAGAGAUGCGCAUAUCUGGUUGCUAUGGCGCCUUCAUCCUCGGUCCUGACUCCAGCCGUGUUGCCAUGGCAGCGCUAGAUUGGCGCACAACUAUGGCAUUUGAGUUCACUCACAACAAAUCUCUAGAUGAAGCGAGGGGUGUCGCCAUACAGUUUGUUCUGUCAUACAGUACGUCCUCCGGCGAGAACAGGAAGCGGAUACACACGGUUACUCUGCCUUGUUCGCAUCAGCUGCUCGACACCUUUAGAAGCAGCCAGGCUGAGAGUCUCCUCACAUUCUACUGCAAGAAAAUGUAUUCUUUAGCGCUGGAGACUCCACUGCAGUCCUUGCGUGAGGAGCUACAAACAGAAGUUACUGAGAUGUUAGCUUGCUUUAGGAGACACAACUGCACAACAUCUGUGUCCCCAGGACAGCUGGUGUUGCCUCAGUUUCUUAAAGCUCUGCCUGUCUACAUUAACAGUCUGCGCAAGAGUGAGGUGCUGCUGCCGGGGCUGCGUAGCUCUGUACAGCAGCGUCUACAACUGCGUUGCCUCAUUGUCUCCAUGGACACAAUGAGCACGGCUUCACAGUUCUACCCACAUAUUCUGACUUUGCCUGUCUCCGGUAGUAAUACCACUAUGCCAUCCGUAGAAGAAACGGUGCGCUGCACCGCGUCCAGCCUAGAUCAAGGGGGUCUGUAUCUGAUCUACUGCCCACUGGCACUGCUUCUUUGGGUGGGCAGCCGUGUGCCCCCUCAAACUCUCUUGCACCUUUUCAACGCCAACUCCUUCUCCAGCCUCACAUCUGGCAAGAUUAAGCUGCCUGUUCUCGAGAACUUCCUCUCCAUCAGCACCAGAGAUCUCAUUUGCUCACUGCAAUCUCAGGCAGCUGUUACUCUGCAGCUCAAAAUGGUGAAGGAGGGUGACAGCUGUGAAGAGUCUCUCCAGCACCUCCUGGUGGAGGACAAGAGUCCUAACGGUGGAGCCUCAUAUUCUGACUUUCUUUUUCACCUUCAUGUUAAUUCAUUGCGUCUUAUUACGUAAUGAUCUCUUAACAUACACACCUGGCUGCCAGAUUUGACAUUGUGUCAUUUUGUGUGAAUCUCUUCAUAUUGGAUUAUUUCCCUUGUUGUCUACCUGUCCUCUGCCUUGUAGGCAUUACAUGUAAAUCAAUGAGAAACAGCAAGAUGUCAGUCUCAUAUGAACUCUGCAUAUGAACUUCUCAUAGAACAUUUACUUCUUGAAGACUUUUGUUUUCAAAAUGUAAUAGUUACAAAGGUCUGUACUCAUUACAGAUAAAAGGAAAGGAAAUAAACAUAGAAGUAAUCAGUCCUUUACUAUUGAGGGGAUCCAAAUUCUUCCAUCAAAGACUGGUUUUGAAUAUGGAUUAAUAUUUAUGGUUCUGUUCAUGAAUUUUGUCAUUUAAUUCAUUCAACAAAUUGGCCAUUACGGGUAGUCGUGAGUUAAGUGUGUUAAUGUUUUAAGCAAUAAUAGUUUAAUUUAAUUUUAGUCUCAAUAUUUAAUGUCUUAUUUAAAAAGUGCUGAUCGUUUUAAACCAUACAUUUUCCAACUCUGUUAUUUAUUUAACAUUUCUUUUGUAUCAUAAGGAUAUUUACCUACAAAUUCUGGAAAUGCCACAAAUAAAAUCACAAUUAAUCAGCA